This is a messenger RNA of Microthlaspi erraticum, 297 nucleotides long. The record is from the annotation of a GenBank genome assembly. NCBI's taxonomy places the organism in Eukaryota, Viridiplantae, Streptophyta, Magnoliopsida, Brassicales, Brassicaceae.
AUGUCCUCUGCUAGGUUUGGCGUAGGUGGCCGCAAGGGUACUCCAGAUGUCUGCUGCAGUUUGAGAUCUGGAAACCAUUGGUUGAAUGGAGAGCGAGAUAGCACCAAGAAGACCGCUGUAGAUCAGCUUGUCUUGACGUUUCCACAGAGUGUAUGCUGGAUUUACAGUCUGUGUUUCGUUGGUGGUAAUGGUCGAGGCUGGUGGUGUGACGGAUCCAUCAAGAUAACCCGCCAGUUCGUAGCCGUCGAGAAGAGCAUGUACCUGAAGGCUCCACAUCAGAUACAGUUGCAGCCAUGA